GCAGCUGCACAAAUAAAUCAGUCGAAUACACAAGCACUUGCCACUCUUUCCAGUCUCGUCACGCGAAGCACAGGUGAAGUGAGUGUGGCGUGGUAAAACCACAAGGUGUCAAGUUACCAAAAAUCAAUUUGUCUUCGUUGGACAAGGGUAUCAUAUUCCGUUACACUUGUUCAUUAGUGCAGCAAAGUGAGCAAACCAGCCACCAAGCUCAGAGCAAACUACUUUAGGAGAUUUUUCAUAAAUUCUCACUUCGCGUGAGAGUUAUUCGCACAUUGUCGAAAAGAAAGAAGCGAUAUUUGGAAACUGUGAAUAACUUUCGUAAUUCGUACAGAACCGCAACUGAAACUGAAGAAUGCCUUACUUCCAGGGAACAUUCGAAGAGCGAUGUACAACCAUAGGUGCCCCAAGUCAUCUCUCCUUUUUUACCACGACGUUUUCGAUCCUCUUUAUGAUCCUAAACAUUCCUGGUAACUUCCUAGUCAUCCUAGCUGUACUUCUAGACCCCUUUAAGAACCUCCGUACCCCAUUUAACUACCUCAUGGCCAAUCUCGCAUUCGCGGACCUCAUCGUGGGAACUGUAACCGACCCUAUAUCGAUUUACAUUCACUGGAAAGAGGGUAUCAGGUCUCCUUUGUUGUUGAGCGAGGUUCAAGCAAUACACAUGUCGUAUUUCAUAUCGUGUACAGCCUCAGUGCUUAGCCUGGCAACAUUAGCUGUGGAGCGGUACUUGGCCAUCAGGAACCCACAUACAUAUCGAAAUAGGUUCACAACUAAACGGGUGUUCCUAACCACCGGAGUCAUUUGGCUGAUUUCGCUAACCGUCCCUUUCGUUUACUUCGAAGUUGGCUACAUCACGUAUGCUUUCAUCUUCGCCAAUACAGCUAUCGUGCUCGCGAUUGCGAUAACGUGUUUCACGUACGGUCUGAUGCUGCGUAAGUUUCAACAAAGAGCCAGGGGCGAUGACGCAAUCACGAUAACGAAUGAUAAUGCCGCCGAGGGGGGUAAAUCGCCAGAGUCCGACACAACACAUAGCAAUGUACACAGUCAAACUGCCGCGAAAUGGGAACAAAAAGUUACGAAGAUGUUCAUGGUGGUACUGCUGGUGCUUCUCUGCUGUUAUGGUCCUUCGACUGUCUUCAUCUAUGCCAUGAGCUUUUGUGAAUCCUGCAGCUGUACGACCCUGCAUUGGUUUCGCGAUCUUCAAUUCCUGUUUGUCAUCAUGAAUAGCAGCGUGAAUUUCUAUUGUUACGCACUGAGGUCACCGAGAUUCCGAAAGGCCUUCGCGCACAUCUUAAGGAUCAAAAGAUCGUCAGAUCAGGAACCGGUGUCCAAUUCUGGGACACGAGUCACUCAUUCUUCGACGGAUAAUAAUUUGAAUACUCGCAUUUAGGGUGAAAACUGAAAAACGUUGCCUAUCUACUUGAAAAAGGAAAUAAUAGCUAAAUUAUUUUACACAUUUUACACUGGCAUUAGGAGUUUAAGCUUCGCUUUUCUGGGAAAAGGCAAACGGCAAGGCCGAAAUGUUUCGGCCGAAUUUUCGUUUCUGGCAAUUUUCUCACUUGCUUGUAAACAUUGAUUGCGCCUGAAGUUUUAAAAAUCGAGUACAUUUGCU
Molecule: messenger RNA, 1612 nt
Organism: Dendronephthya gigantea
Lineage: Eukaryota; Metazoa; Cnidaria; Anthozoa; Malacalcyonacea; Nephtheidae
Product: neuromedin-U receptor 2-like
Exons: 3
Coding region: 353-1390 (345 amino acids)
Biological process (GO): G protein-coupled receptor signaling pathway
Cellular component (GO): membrane
Molecular function (GO): G protein-coupled receptor activity
Source: RefSeq, a predicted model, not a curated record